UUCUCAUCCCAGCAUGGCUCCACAAUACACACAUUCUCAGGGUGUGUCUUAUCCACCCCUGAGUAAAAUCACCUCACCACAUCUGGUGAGAAAUCCACCUGCACCUGCACCCAUCCCAAGUCCAAUGUCUCAUUCUACAUUGAUUGACAUCCAGCCUCCACUUCCCGGGAUUAUUCCUAUCUCCACCCAGAGCUUCACCUACACAAGACCAAAGGAGUUUGUCGCAGCCCAGACACUCUCUCCUAUCAGGAGUCCUUCCCCAACUGAGUCUCCUGUGCCAAUGCUUCAUGAAUUAGCUGCACAAAUAUUCCCGAAGUCAACACGGGAGCUCACGUCGCCCAUCAACCAGUUAUCUCCAUCCCCAAGAAAGUUCCCAACGAGAGUUCUGGAGUGUCCAAGCAGCCCACCAUAUGUGUCCUCACCUCCUCUACUGCCUCAUGGGCUGGGGAAUUCACUGUUUUCUUUUAGAACUCAGUCACCCCCACAAGCUUCUUCUCCAACUUCUAGCAGCUCCUCCCACAGCCCCAUCCAAAAUCCAGUGGCCUUUCUUACUUCAGUCCUUCCUUCUCUUCCUACAUCUCCUCUGACCAAUGCCAUGGGCCUACCUAAGAGUGCCCCACCUGGGCCUCAAGGUGCACUAAAGAAGAAUCAAAGAGGUUCCAGACUCAUGUCUGAUGAUGACAUCCGCGAGAGCAAGGAAACACUGUUACAAGAUAUUGAGAAGAUAUUGCGAUUUAAAGAUGAACAGCUCCAUUUUGGACAGCAGAAGCAGAGUUAUGGGGGGGAAGUGAGCCGACUGCUCGGACCAAACAUUCCCACCGCAACUGUCUUUAACUAUAACAAGGAAUACAAGGUGUCGAGCUUUGAGCAGAGGCUAUUGAGCGAGAUCGAGUUUCGUUUGGAAAGGACUCCAGUUGAAGAGUCGGACGAUGAAGUUCACCAUGAUGAAAUUCCCACGGGAAAAUGCAUCGCACCCAUCUUCGACAAGAAACUGAAGCACUUCAGAGCUGUGGAAGGGAUUCCAGUCACAUUUACCUGUAAAGUUGUGGGAAUUCCAGUUCCUAAAGUUUACUGGUUUAAAGAUGGAAAGCAGAUUUUGAAGAAAAAUGAGCACUAUAAGAAGAUCAGAGAAGGUGAUGGGACGUGCUCAUUACACAUAGAAGCCGUCACAAGUGACGAUGAUGGCAAUUAUACAGUCAUGGCAGCAAAUCCACAGGGCAGAAUAAGUUGCUCUGGGCAUUUGAUUGUCCAAACAGGUCCCGUGCGAAACCGUCCCGUGGUUCACUCGCAGAGAGUCCGAGCGCGUGUACAGGAAGUGGAGGGCGAGCCGACUGAAGAGCGCUUCUUUCGUCCGCACUUCCUGCAGGCUCCAGGAGACAUGUCGGCUCACGAGGGACAGCUCUGUAGGUUAGACUGCAAGGUGAGUGGUUUACCUCAUCCUGAGAUCAUGUGGCUCCUCAACGGGAAGCCCAUGUAUCCAGACCUCAGUCACCGAAUGCUCGUGAGAGAAAACGGGAUUCAUUCCCUGGUUAUUGACCCUCUGACUCAAGCCGAUGACGGGACGUACACCUGCAUCGCCUCAAAUAAAGCAGGACAGAGUUCAUUCUGUCUCGAGCUCAGAGUAGUGGGAAAAGAGCUGAAGCAGGCGCCACAUUUUGUGGAAAAGCUGCAGAACACGGGCAUCGCCGAGGGCUCCCCGGUGCGUCUGGAGUGCAGAGUUGUGGGGAUGCCUCAGCCGGUCAUCUACUGGAAGAAAGACAAUGACACAAUCCCUCACUCAAAGGCCAGAGUCAGCAUGCAUCAGGACACGACAGGUUAUGUUUGUCUACUGAUUCAACCGACUAGAAAGGAAGAUGCUGGCUGGUACACUGUCUCUGCAAAAAAUGAAGCAGGAAUCAUAUCAUGCACAGCAAGACUAGACAUAUAUGCUCAGUGGUAUCAGCACAUUAAUGCACCGAUGAAGAAGACGCAGCUCAGCGGGAGUCGAUACGCUGCUCUCACCGGACAGGGUCUGGAUAUAAAGUCAGCGUUUUCUAUGAGCGACAACAGCCCCGUCAUAUUCUCUGCCUCCCAACCAGAGCGAAGGCUAGAAAGUGAGGAGCUGUAGAUGCUCGCAGGUUAAAGAUGGUGCACCGAUGAUUUAAAGACACCACAUUGUGUUGAGCAUUUGGAGUAACAAUCUAAAAGCAAACAAGGAUCUGAUGUUUCUGCACUCAUUUGUAGUUGUAUGUGUUUUGAUACGGGCCUAUAAUUUAAAGGAAGAGUUCUGCCACAUGAAAAUGGGCUAAAAAUAUGCUCGUCUUCGGGUCAUACAAGAUUAGGAUGAGUUUGUUUCUUCAUCAGAUUUGGAGAAAUGUAGCAUUGCAUCAGUGU
Messenger RNA from Carassius auratus (goldfish), 2373 nucleotides. RefSeq names its product myopalladin-like. The coding region runs from base 14 to 2107 and encodes 697 amino acids. The record is from RefSeq and is a predicted model, not a curated record. The transcript is spliced from 12 exons. Lineage: Eukaryota; Metazoa; Chordata; Actinopteri; Cypriniformes; Cyprinidae.